GUUGGGCUAGCGCGACUUCAAGUUGGUCUCUGACUUUACCGGCAGGAAAACAGUAAGGAACCCAGGAAGACGGUAAAAAGCAUCUCGAUCUUCUCUUCCCUGCAUAAGAUUCCGUGCGAUUCUGAGGGCCUAGGGCUUCAGAUCUCAUCCCGAAAUCACGAGGAAAUUUGGCUGUUGCUGUUGAGCUUAUAUACUUGUGGAAUUAUUAUACAUAUAGGUAUUUAUGAAAAUACAUGGAGGAGACCGUACAUGAAGUUCACUUCGAGACGCGUCGUCACGCUUCGAGACCUUACUCAUCCAAUUAUCCUCCGCAGCAACAGCUAAAAGAAGGUGGCGGAGGGAGUUUACUUUCUUAUCUUCCAUUUCGAGGAAUUACUCGACUUAAAGAGAAAUGGAGCGAAUAUAGGCAACCAAGAAGAUUAAGAAGAUUAGUGUCCUUGUUUGUCUCUGCAAGAGGUGAUUAUGUUGCUGUAGCAGCUGGAAGUCAAAUAACAAUUUUGCAGAAGGAUAAUGACUACCAAGAGCCAGUGGGAACUUUUACAUUAGGUGGGAGUGCUGGCACAUUCACAUGUGGAACUUGGUCAGAAUCUCAUGAAUUACUUGGAGUUGCUGAUGAUACUGAUACCAUCUACAUUGUCAAGCCAAAUGGAGAAGAAAUGACCAAAAUUACAAAGAAGCACCUGAAUGCCUCCUCCCCUAUUGUUGGCUUGAUUGUGCUGGAUGAUGCUUCUGAUAAGAAAUCCUGCUUGUGUACCUUCACUGUCUUUUUUUCAGAUGGUUCAUUUUAUGACAUUGAGAUCUCUAAGGAUCCAAGUGCAUCCAUUUUUUCAAAACAAACAUUAAACAGUGCAUCAACACUAAGACACUGUCCUCCUGAAAUUUGCUGCUGGGACUAUCAUCAGAGACUUUCUUUACUUGUUCUAGUCAGUAGUGCUGGUGAUACAAAAUCUAGAGUUAAUGGGAGCACUGGAUCCCGUACUAUAUCUAUCUGGAGAAGGAAAGAUAAGUUACAAAUGGAACCAUUGGUUUUUACUCAAACUGAAGGUUCAUAUUCCAUACCAAAAGAUUAUUCUGGUCAACUGACAUCUCCAAAAGUGCUGUUCUCACCUCGAGGAAACUUUGUUGCUUCACUGGAUAUGGAAGGAUGCUUAUCCACUUUUCAAUUUGAUGAAGAAAAAUGUUCCUUCUCAAAACUUUCUGAUGUUAAGAGCUGCAACUCAGAGGCGACAAUUGAUAUUUCAAGCACUGGGACAGGGUUACAUGAUAUUGUGGAUUUUACUUGGUGGUCUGAUGAAGUACUUACAGUCGCAAAAAGAAAUGGCAAUGUGGUCAUGGUUGACAUUCUUAAUGAAGUAAAUAUAUCAGAGAAUGAUCUUGCAUAUUCUCUUCCCCUUUUAGAAAGCGCACAACAGUCCCCUGGGCUGGUUUUUCUUCUAGAGAAUACUUUAGGUGAGGAUAGCUAUAGAUUAUCUGAAAAGAAAGAUCUGAUUGAAUGUGUCAUGAGAGAAAGGCCUAAUCAAUUGGAUAUUUCCAAGCUGGAAUGGAAUUUAGUAUCAUUUACAAAAAGAUCAGUUCUUGAAGUUUAUGAUAAUCUGAUUAGCAGUCAAAGGUAUCAGGCUGCUCUCGGGUUUGCUGAUCGUCAUGGGUUUGACAAAGAUGAAGUGCUAAAGUCACAUUGGUUAUCUUCUUCCCAAGGAGUGCACGAGAUAAAUACUAUACUGCCCGCUAUCAAGGACCUAGGUUUCAUACUUUCUGAGUGUGUAGAAAAAGUAGGACCGACAGAAGAUGCAGUGAGAACUUUACUUUCUUUUGGGCUUCGCGUAACGGACUCUUAUAGAUUUUCUGACUCAGAAGAUAACGGCAAUGGGCAGAUUUGGGAUUUUCGUUUGGCAAGACUUAAGUUAUUACAGUACAGAGACAGGCUGGAGACAUUUCUUGGGAUAAAUAUGGGCAGGUUCUCUGUGCAGGAGUAUGGCAGAUUCCGUGAUUUGCCCAUCAGCAAAACUGCUUUGCUACUGGCAGAAAGUGGAAAGAUUGGGGCCUUGAACCUUCUAUUUAAACGGCAUCCUUAUUCUUUGAUUCCUUCCAUGUUGGAAGUUUUAGCUGCUAUACCUGAGACUAUACCAGUUCAAUCCUAUGGACAGCUGCUUCCUGCAAUUUCUGCUCCUUCGAAUAUUGUUCUCAGAGAUGAAGAUUGGGUGGAAUGUGAUAAAAUGGUGAAGUUUAUCAACGAGGUCCAUCAGAAUCAUGAGAGCAAUAUCCAAUUCAUGACUGAACCCAUCAUAAUGAAACACAUGGCAUUUCAAUGGCCAUCCGUUUCUGAACUUUCUUCAUGGUACAAAAAAAGAGCUAGAGAUAUUGAUACUUUAAGUGGUCAGCUAGACAACUGCAUGUGCUUGGUUGAUUUGGCAAUUCGUAAGGGAAUUUCUGAAUUGAAUCAAUUCCUUGAGGAUAUUUUCUACUUGCACCAGCUUAUAUAUUCUGAUGAAAAUAUAGAUGAGAUCAGCUUUUCUAUGAGUCUUGAUACCUGGGAACAACAGCCAGAUUAUGAAAAGUUCAAGUUGAUAAUGAUGGGAGCCAUUGAGGAUAAUGUAAUUCCUAGAUUACAUAAAAAGGCUAUUCCGUUUAUGCAAAGUAGGUUUCACACAUUGACUGGAGUUUAUGCCGCCGUUGAUUAUCUUACACGAGAUAAUACUGUUGACUCAUUUCUGGUCAGAUGGCUGAAAGAACUUGCUUCACAAAAUAAACUAGACAUGUGCCUAAUAAUAAUUGAAGAAGGGUGCCGGGACAUGGCUAACCAUCAUUUCUUCAAGGAUGAAGUGGAGCUCGUUGAUUGUGCUCUCCAGUGUGUUUAUCUGUGCAAUGAUUUAGACAGGUGGAGCACUAUGUCCACCAUUUUAUCUAAACUUCCACAGAUGCAAGAAAUUGAGGCCAAGGAUAUUAAGCACAGACUUAAACUUGCAGAGGGCCAUGUGGAAGCAGGACGAUUGUUGACAUAUUAUCAGGUCCCGAAGCCCAUAAGUUUCUUCCUGGAUGCACAUGCUGAUGAAAAGGGUGUAAAACAAAUUCUUCGUCUUCUACUUUCAAAAUUUAUCCGCUGGCAACCGGCACGGACAGAUCACGAUUGGGCAAACAUGUGGCGUGAUUUGCAAUCUCUUCAAGAAAAGGCAUUCCCGUUUCUAGAUCUCGAGUAUAUGUUGAUUGAGUUCUGCAGGGGAUUGCUUAAAGCUGGAAAAUUCUCACUAGCAAGGAAUUAUCUGAAAGGUACCAGUUCUGUUGCUUUGACAACAGAUAAGGCCGAAAAUCUUGUUAUUCAAGCUGCUCGAGAGUAUUUUUUCUCAGCACCAACUCUUGCUUGCCCUGAGAUAUGGAAGGCUAAGGAGUGUUUGAAUAUUUUUCCUAGCAGCAGAAAUGUGAGGGUAGAAGCUGACAUCAUUGAUGCUAUUACUGUUAGACUUCCAAAUCUUGGAGUCAACCUUCUUCCUAUGGCAUUUAGGCAAAUAAAAGAUCCUAUGGAAAUCAUUAAGUUGGCAAUUACAAGUCAAAGUGGAGCUUAUCUAAAUGUUGAAGAACUUAUUGAAAUUGCCAAACUUCUUGGAUUGAGCUCACAGGAAGAUAUAUCAACAGUUCAAGAAGCUAUUGCGAGAGAAGCAGCAUAUGCGGGAGAUGUGCAGCUGGCUUUUGAUCUUUGUCUUGUGUUGGCCAAGAAGGGCCAUGGUUCUGUUUGGGACUUGUGCGCUGCGCUUGCCAGAAGCCAAGCCCUUGAGAAUAUGCAUUCAAAAUCCCAAAAACUGCUUUUAGGUUUUGCUUUGAGCCAUUGCGAUGAAGAAUCAAUUGGUGAGCUUCUUCAUGAAUGGAAAGAUCUCGAUAUGCAGGACCACUGUGAGACUCUGAUCAAGUUGACUGGAAGAGAGCCAGCCGAAUUCUCAGAACCAAAUUCCUCAAACCCAGGGGAGUUCUCUGGCAGGAUUGGUUUCAACUCCGAGGACCAGGAACCACAGGUUACAAAAGCAAAAAGUUUACUCUCUUUGGUUGCUCAAAAUUUGGCCUCAGAGAAUGGAUGUGAUGGGGGAACCCUCCUAAAUGAGAAUGGGAAAGUGGUCUCUUUUGCCGCCUCACAGCUACCAUGGUUGCUCAAACUGAGUGAAGAUGCAGAUUUUGGGAAAAGAUUAACUUCAGGUUCAGUGUCCAGAAUCCAGCAUGUUAGUAUAAGGACUAGAGCAGUGAUGACUAUUUUAUCAUGGUUGACAAGGAGCGGUUUUGCCCCAAGAGAUGAUUUGAUCGCCUCUCUGGCUAAAUCUAUUAUGGAACCACCUGUUUCUGACGGGGAGGAUGUCCUAGGUUGCUCUGUUCUGUUAAAUCUUGUAGAUGCCUUUCAUGGAGCUGAAAUAAUUGAAGAGCAGCUUAAAAUAACAGAAAACUACCGUGAAUUUUCUAGUCUAAUGAAUAUGGGGAUGCUAUACAGUUUGUUGCACAGUUGUGGCUUUGAGUGCAAGAGUCCUGCCCAAAGGAGGGAGCUGCUGCUGUCUAAGUUUCAAGAGAAGCACAAAACACUGAGUUCAGAUAAAUGCACUGAAGUACCUGAAGCCCAAUCAACAUUCUGGAAUGAGUGGAAAGUCAAAUUAGAACAACAGAAGCAUGUAGCAGAUAAAUCAAGGGUAUUGGAGAGCUUAAUUCCUGGAGUUGAGACCUCUCGGUUUCUUUCUGGAGACAUGGAGUAUAUAGAGAGUGUUAUCCUUUCUCUUAUUGAAUCAGUUCAAAUGGAGAAGAAGCAAAUCUUGAAUGAUGUCCUCAUUCUAGCUCAUACCUAUGGUUUAGAUCGCAGCAAGGUGCUUCUAUAUUACCUCAAUGCUAUACUUGUUUCUGAGGUAUGGAGUGUUGACGAUAUCAUGGAAGAAGUUUCAGAUUUUAAGCAAGAAAUACUUGCUUGUGCUGGAGAAGUCAUUAAAUCCAUUUCUUCAUCUGUUUACCCUGCAAUUGAUGGCCAUGAUAAGCAGAGGCUUGCAUUUCUUUAUGAUCUACUUUCUGACUGCUAUAUGCAGCUUGAAGAAUCGAAAGAGCUACCAUUUGCAACUGAGCAUAAUCUAGUACAAAAAAGUGCACUUGGGCUUGCACAGUUUUGCAAAAUUGUUGGGCAAGAAUGCAGCAGGAUCUCUUUUAUUAAGGGCCUCAAUUUUAAAAAUAUUGCGGGUUUACAGGAUCUAAACUUUGGUUGCUUCAACAAUGAAGUAUGUUCUCAAAUAGAUGAAAAUAAUGUGGAGGCUUUAGCGAAGAUGGUUCAGAACCUUGUUCUAAUUAACGAUGAUACUGCGCCUGAGGGUCUCUUAUCAUGGAAAUAUGUAUAUACACAUUUUGUAUCAAGCUCUUUGGUAAUUUUAGAAGGUAAAAUUGAAACCAAAAUUCAUUUUCAAAGCUCUGAAGAAGUUUGCUCUUUUAUAAGUGAGAUUGAGCAGAAGUAUGAUGUCUGUAAAAAUUAUAUCAGAUUCAUGGAGUCUCCAGGUGUCCUGGACACAGUGCUGCGAUUUUUCACUAUCAUCUUAUACAUUAAUAAAAGGUUGAGGACCUUUCCUUGUGACUAUUCUGGUAAGGAGUGCCUUGUGAAACUGAUAAACUUCUGGCUCAGACUGAUGACUGAUAUGGAGGAGCUGGUGUCUCUCGACAUUUCAGGAGAAAGGUUCUAUUCAGAAUAUUCAAUGACAUGUUUGAAAGUUCUCUUGGAUUUGCUUGUCAAGGGGAUAGUAUCACCUAAUCAGGGUUGGUGCACUCUCAUUAACUAUGUGACAUAUGGUCUUAAAUGCAGUGUUGCUAUUGAAACUUUUAAUUUCUGCCGAGCAAUGAUAUUUUGUGGAUGCGGGUUUGAAGCUAUAGCUCGCGUCUUUUCUGAAAUUGUAGCACAGUUGCCAGCUGGAUCAUUGUUGAUCACAACCAUUGAGAACACUUCUGUUAAUAUCCAGGAUCUUCCAAACCUAUAUCUGAGUAUACUGGAAACUAUUUUACAAGAACUAGAUUCUGGGUCCCUUGGACAGCAGAGUUUACACUGCUUACUUUCGUCUUUGAGUAAACUGGAAGGAGAUUUGGAGGAUCUGAAGAAAGUGAGAAGUUCCGUCUGGGAGAGAAUGUCAAUGUUCUCUGGCAACUUACAGCUGCCAAGCCAUCUUCGCGUCUACGCCUUGGAGCUUAUGCAAUUCAUCUGUGGUAGGAGGAAAACUUUGGAUGGGUUUUCUUCCGAGGGACUGGCUGACCUUCUACCUUGGGAAGGGUGGGAUGACAUGAAGAAUACAAUUGCAAAUCAAGAUAUAUCUGAAGACUCAACUGCAGAGGAUGUGUCCAGUAGGUUUACGAGUACCCUUGUGGCUCUUAAAUCUUCACAGUUGGUUUCAUCUAUGUCUGCUAGCCUGGAAAUUACACCAGAAGACAUAGUCUCUGUGGAUUCUGCUGUUUCCUGUUUUCUAAGAGUAUCAGAAGCAGCCACCACUACAUCACAUGUUGGUGCUUUGCUGGCUAUGUUGGCGGAGUGGGAGGGACUCUUUACAACUGGAAAGGAUGAAAAUGCUCCUGUGGAAGUAUCUGAUGCUGUGAACAACAGCUGGAGCAAUGACGACUGGGAUGAGGGUUGGGAGAGCUUCCAAGAAGAACCAAUUGAGAAAGAAACCAAGGAAAGCAAUACCCCUUCAAUUCAUCCCCUGCAUAUUUGUUGGAUGACGCUCAUCAAGAAACUGGUAACCUUCUCCAGCCACAGGGACGUAUUGAAAUUGCUAGACAAAAAUACUGGCAAAAAUUCUAGAGCAGUACUGCUGGAUGAAGAUGAUACUUGUGAUCUGACUCGAACUGCGUUGGAAGUGGAUUGCUUUUUAGCUCUUAAGAUCGCAUUAUUGCUACCAUACGAGGCAAUACAGUUGCAGUGCUUGGAUGCCGUUGAGAAGAAGCUGAAGGAAGGAGGCAUACCGGACAAUAUUGCCAAGGACCAUGUCAUGUUUGUUCUUGUUUUAUCAUCUGGAAUUUUAUCAAGCAUCAUAUCAAAAGCUUCGUAUGGGUCCACAUUUUCAUGCCUUUGCUUUAUGGUUGGUAACUUUUCUCGUCGUUGCCAGGAGGUGCAGGCAUCUACCAUGAAACAUGCCGCCGCCACUGGAGGUGAGAAAAAUAAAGAAAACCUCGAUUUCCUCUUUGCAAAACUUCUCUUUCCAUGUUUUAUCACAGAGCUUGUGAAGGCUGAUCAGCACAUUCUAGCUGGAUUUCUGGUCACAAGAUUCAUGCACACAAAUGCUUCACUUAGCUUGAUCAACAUCGCGGAGCCCAGUCUGAGAAAAUACUUGGAAAUUCAAUUCCAAGAGCUACAAGAAAGGCAGCCCUGGGAGAAUAUGAGUUUCUGUGAACCGCUGUUGAACACUGUUACCAAUUUGAGAGACAAGUUAGGAAAUUUGAUACAAUUGGCACUCUCGUUGAUUCCAGCCGAUAUUAGGUGACUAUCACUUUACCUUCACACAUCCCUUGUAUACGUUCCUGUAGUAGUUUCUACUAGGUCAAAAAAUCUGUGUCUGAACGACAGCUGAAGAAAUGUAUUCUAUUACGUUCUCUUACAGGACAUUAGUAUUACACAUGGUGAGUCUACAUAAUCCUUAAUGAAUUAUUUUGUAGAAAUAAUUCUUUUUGCAGAAGGCUUCUGAUUCUUUUUAGUAUAAAUGUAUUUCUACAUGAAAGUUGGCA
This is a messenger RNA of Sesamum indicum (sesame), 7704 nucleotides long. RefSeq names its product neuroblastoma-amplified sequence protein. Gene Ontology annotation, molecular function: SNARE binding. Gene Ontology annotation, biological process: retrograde vesicle-mediated transport, Golgi to endoplasmic reticulum. Gene Ontology annotation, cellular component: Dsl1/NZR complex. The record is from RefSeq and is a predicted model, not a curated record. NCBI's taxonomy places the organism in Eukaryota, Viridiplantae, Streptophyta, Magnoliopsida, Lamiales, Pedaliaceae.